Molecule: messenger RNA, 996 nt
Organism: Fusarium venenatum
Lineage: Eukaryota; Fungi; Ascomycota; Sordariomycetes; Hypocreales; Nectriaceae
Product: S-adenosyl-L-methionine-dependent methyltransferase
Molecular function (GO): methyltransferase activity
Source: RefSeq, a predicted model, not a curated record
AUGCCGUCUCCAGAGGCUGAACUUGUCCCCGCCUCAGAAGAUGAUGACGAUGUUCAAUACGACGCCGACUCAACACUGGAAACAGAUGCUAAUAGCUCAACUGCCUCGGUUUCGUCGAGCAUCCUUCAUUAUAGAAGUGUUCAGGGCCGCACCUUUCAUAGCGACAAGUUCGUCACUGAAUACUCUUUUCCUAAUGAUGAACAGCAAUUAGAGUCUGUCGACAUCAGCCAUCACUAUUUAACGGUUCUACUCGACGGUCAGCUAUAUCUUGCUCCGAUCGGACAUAACGUCCAGAAAGCGCUAGACAUUGGGACAGGAAGUGGAAUUUGGGCGAUAGACUUUGCCGAUCAGUUCCCGCAAGCAGAAGUGACAGCAACUGAUCUCUCACCCACACAGCCCAAAUGGAUUCCCCCAAACGUGCGAUUCGAGAUUGACGAUGCCACCGAAACGUGGACCUGGAAAGAUAAUACAUUUGAUUUCGUCCACAUGCGAUAUCUCUUUGGAGCUAUCCAAGAUUGGACUGCUUUAUACCAGCAAGCCUACCGUGUCUGUAAGCCUGGCGGCUGGGUUGAGUCUGUCGAAGCCGACAUUCAUUUUCGCAGCGACGAUGGCACUGCUGAAGAGGAAGAGGUCUACAAGUUAUGCAACAAGCUGUAUGAAGAGGGUGGUAAAGCGAUUGGUAGAACCUUUUUUGUGCAUGAGUUGCAGCCAAAGGGGAUGGAAGAGGCAGGAUUUAUAGACAUCAAAACGGUGGACUAUAAGAUUCCAAUAGGGGGUUGGGCCAAGGACCCAAAGUUGGCUGAAGUUGGCCAAUAUGUCAAGCUGACGUUGGAGAAUGACAUGGAAGGAUACACUCUGCUGUUGUGGAAUGAUGUGCUGCAGUGGCCAAAGGAUGAGUACCAGGUGUUCCUGAUGAGGGCACGAAAGGCUCUCCGUAACCGCAGGAUUCAUGGUUAUUUCGUGGUGCGCUAUGUAUACGGCCGCAAGCCAGAAUAG